UUGGAAUUCGGUAUUUUUAAACCGGAAGCGCCGGACUGUUUGGAACGCCGAAAGCUCCUAGAAAAGGCUAUAUUGUACUUUGAUAGCAUUAUUGCGCAAACCGUCUUGGAAAUCGAAAAAGAACGCGCAACAGAGGAAUCAGAAGCCCUUGCUGAUUUGGAGUUUAAAGUUCACGAUGAAGAUGAGAUAAAUGAGGUUCGGCAUCGCAUCUACGAAGACUACGUAGAUCGUUUAAAUAAAAUCAUCGAACCGAAAAUCUAUUUAUACCUCGGUCAUUUCCAACUGCUUUUGCAUCAAUUCGAUGAUGCUCUUUCGGCUUAUCUAAAAUACGAGUCACUGGGUCAGUCAGAGGCAGAGAAAAACUGCAUUUUCUUAUACGGUCUGGGAUUGUGCACUUUUCGGUUCAACGCUUUUCACCGGGCUGAGCGGCUUUUUCAGCGCAUUUUGUACUUGCAACCCUGGUUCCCUAGAGCGAAGGAAAUUCACAUUCGUCUUGGCUACAUCUACAAGUUACAGCGCCAAUUCGAACACAGCCUGAAGCAUUUUCGACAGGCUUUAAACGACUCUACUCCCGCCACAUUCACGCGUAUAGAAAUUCGAUUUCAUAUUGCGCACUUAUUCGAAGUUUGCGGUAAACCGAAACAAGCUAAAGCGGAGUAUCGUCAGCUACUUGACUCAGAAAAGAACAACGCUCCACCUCAUAUACGUCAUUUGUGCUUGCGACAACUCGCUUGGCUUCAUCAUACAGGAGCUGGCGGAGUGAAGGGCGAUCCAAGUGUCGAAAAAGGUUUAGAUGUGAAGUGGCUUCAAAGCGCUUUGGAGUUGGACAACACCAACGGCAAGACUUGGUACUUACUGGGUCGUUGCCAGGCUGCUCUCAAUCGUGUGCAAGAAGCAUUUGCUGCUUAUCGUAGUUCCAUUGACAAAACGGAGGCCAGCGCAGAUACCUGGUGCUCCAUAGGUGUGCUCUAUCAAGAGCAGAGUCAACCUAUGGAUGCAUUGCAAGCUUACUUCUGCGCUGUUCAACUAGACAAGUGUCAUGUGGCUGCAUGGGCCAACUUAGGCACACUGUACGAAACAAUGCAACAAUACAAGGAAGCGCUCAAAUGCUAUAAAAACGCGGUGAAUGCAGAUAAAAACGGAGAGGUUCGACCGGAAUUGCGCUCCAGAUUGGCGAUUUUACAGCAAAUUGUUCCGCGUUUACCAGAAAAAUAUAUCACUGGUGGGUCACAUGCAGGAAACAGUCCGGGUGGUGGAUCUGGUGUCACGAAUGCAAAUGCCUCGUCCGUUCCCGGUGCACAGGGCGUUCCAAUCACUCAACUGCCCACAGUCGACGAGGCCUGGAGUUUGCCGAUCCCAGCUGAACUUACACAGCGCCAAAUGCAACUUCGGUUACAAGAGGCCGCCGCGAACGGGGAUGAUACUGUUGGCCAAGGUGGCGGUUUGCGCGGUGAAAAACAUCUGGCUAGUCUACUCCUGUCUCCCACUCCGGUCACCUUAGCCAAAAAGCGAUUUAAUCGCAGACAUUCAAUCACUUCAAAUGAAUCACAAAAGUCUACCACAGAAGGGUCAUCUUCGGAACCCAGUUCAAAACGUGCGCGGCAAGAUGAAGAGGGAAUGCUUGGUGCUGUUCCCUUAACUGAACAGCAAUCCCAAACACUCCAGACACUUUUGACUCAAGAAACUUCGCUAACAGCUUCACAGCGCCAGCUGUUAAAUCACUUGCAAAACCAAGCCCUAAGGUACCAUCAGUUUCGUGUUACGCAACGCCAUCACAAAGGAGGAUCUUCGGACCCAUUAGACGAAUCGCGCGGCACCACGUGUGCAGAUUCUUCCACUUUAUCUCAAAAACCGACAGACGAUGAUCCCGUCGGACAGAAUAAUCCAUCUAGCUUGACCGGACCGGACGCGGUAGAUUUGUUUCCACCAGAAGACGAUGAUGACCUACCUGCGGUUGUCGGCAGUCCCGGAACAGAUCAUUUGCCUGAAGAGGCGUUAGCUUUUCUCACCGAUGAUCUAUUGGCCCAGUUGAAUAGAACAGAGGCAGCGGCCAAUCUAGACUUGGUGGAAUUAGCUUUGUUUGCUAACUCCGGUGCUGCAACUGGUGGUGGCGGCAACGGUCCGGGAAGUGGCACUGGCGGUGCCACUGGUGUCGGUUCAAGCAAUGUAAAUGAUCCAAACACACCCGUUGAUGAUUCGAGGCCUUUGAAUUCCAUGCACUCCACAGAUGAGAAAAGCCCGAACACACCUCGACGACACAAGCCAGAAGAGGGAAUCACUCAACAAUCUGCUGGGGUCCUAAUCAAAUCUGGACUAAAUGAACUGGUAGGGGACUCUCAACCGUCAUGUUCCGUUGAUGAAUCUCUAGGGGAUCUAGGUCGGGUUGUUUGUGAUACGGGACAAAGUGUAAACCCGACUGGACCAGUUGACCUCUACACCUAUCUGACCAAACCACUACUUCCACCUACCAGUAUCACUGCAUCUUUAAGCAUCAAUAUGUCUUCAUCGGAGGUGAGUGUCUCAUUUUUAGUUUUCUUCGAGUGCUUUUAA
Echinostoma caproni is the source of this 2550-nucleotide messenger RNA. NCBI's taxonomy places the organism in Eukaryota, Metazoa, Platyhelminthes, Trematoda, Plagiorchiida, Echinostomatidae. The record is from the annotation of a GenBank genome assembly.